AAAAAAGGGAGAUAGGGCGAGAUUAUAAAAAGGAAAAACAAUUGUAGAAGAAGGAAAAAAGAAGAAGAGGAAGAAAAAGAAGAGAGAGAGAGAGAGAGAGAGAGAGAGAGAGAGAGAGAGAGAGAGAAGGUGUGUUGUAAAAAUAUACAGGGGGCUACAGAAACAAAGAAUUUUUUUAUUCGCUUGGACACGGCAUCAUGGUCAAAACUUUCCAAGCGUAUCUGCCCUCCUGUCAUCGCACUUACUCGUGCAUUCACUGCCGUGCUCACCUCGCCAAUCACGACGAACUCAUCUCUAAGGUGAGCUCUCUCUAUCAGUCCUUCCAAGGCAGUCAAGGUCGUGCCUAUCUCUUCAAUUCUGUGGUAAACGUGGGUUGUGGUCCUGCCGAGGAACGCGUACUCUUAACCGGCCUUCAUGCGGUCGCCGAUAUUUACUGCGAGUGCUGCAAGACGACUCUCGGCUGGAAAUACGAGCAUGCCUUUGAGUCAAGUCAAAAGUACAAGGAGGGCAAGUUCAUAAUCGAGCUCGCCCACAUGAUCAAGGAGAAUGGAUGGGAAUGAAACCUUCUUAGGGGAAAUUUCGAUUAAUAUUCCCCCUGAUCUUGAAUCGCUUGCGUCGAACUUCGUUCAUUGAUGAUAAUGAUGAUGAUGAUGAUGAUGAUGAUGAUGAUGAUGCCUCUCCUAUUGCGACGACGAAGACGACGAUUACGACUACGAUGACGACAAAUAGGAAUAACGUCUUCGUUCUAAUAUCGUAAAGUGCGCGGCACAUCUUCAACCACUCCCUCUCAUUCCCCUCAUUCCCAUCCCCACUCACUCACUCACCUACCCCUUGUGUCCAUUCUCCUUACUCCUCGCCCUCAUUCUCCUAUCUUCUCACCACUUUCUCAAGCUCAAGCUGUGAACCAAACCUCCCAAUCCACAACCCCUUCUAAUCCAAUCCAAUCCCAAGCCAACCUCCAAAACACCCCUCUCUUCUUCACUCUCUGUCGAACCACCAACGAAAGUCUGUGAUUUCAUUUGUGAUUUCUAAUCUUAGUAACGUUUAUGUUUCGGACAAUUCGACGGCUUCGAAUACAAGGACGAGGACGAGGAAGACAAGAACUAGAACGAGAAUUAGAACGAGAACGACAAGAACGCAACCGAUUUUUGCUUCUUUUCGAUCGACUCGAAAGACGAGCGAUGACAUCGGUGAAUGAUCCGCAUUAUGCGUAUGGGGAUCCUAUCGCCGAUAAUAUAUUAAUUGUGUAAAGAAAUUUUAUUUUUCGAAAGGACCGCGCGCACGCGCUCACUCUCUGACGCGGCCGCGCAAUAUAUAUAUAUAUACACACACGCAUAUAUAUAUAUAUAUGUAUAUAUAUAUAUAAAUAAAUAUAUAUAUAUAUAUAUAUAUAUAUAGAUUAUUAAAUAAGACGACGAUAUGACAUCGCGCGAUUAUGGUGAAUAUGAUGACGACGAUGGUGCCAUGGUGGAAACAAUAACAACAACAGCAACAACAACAACAACAAUAAUAAUAAUAAUAAUAAUAAUAUUAAUAAUAAUAACAAUAAUAAUAAAGGGACCGGAUAGUUCUGUUCGACCUCAGGGGUGCCCCUCCCUCCCCUCAUAUUUUCACUCACAUCAUUAUUCUGUCGUUCGAUCAGACGACAACGAUAACAACGACGACGACGACAAAAACAACAACAACAACAACAACAACAACAACUUACAACAAGCAACAAGCAAGCGUCGUGUCCGUAUAGAUAUAAUAUGUUAAGAAAUAAACGCGUGUGUGUGUGUGGGGCACCCCAAGGAGAAUAUCAGUUCUUAGAAAUCCGUUAUCCGCACUCGAAGUCAAUCCUUUUAAGUGCAACGGAAAAAAAAAGAAAAAGAAAAAAAAUAAACAAGAACGGUAAACGAAAAAAAUGAGCAAGAACAAAAAGAAAAGAAAAGAAAAGAAAAGAAAAGAGAGAAAGUAAGAAAGUAAAAAUAAAAGGAAGGAAAAAUAAAGAGAACAGAUAAAGAAAACACAACAACAACAACAACAACAACAACAACCACAACAACCAACACACACGUCGCUGAACUGACCGCCUGCCUGCCGCGUCUAUCAUUGGAAUUUCACUGCCGAUAUUCCUAACUAUUAAUUAAGAAGAAUUAUUGCGUUGUGCAUAGACGACGCGAGAAAGAAAGAAAAAAAAAAAAAAAUAUAUGGUAGUCUCUUAGUGUAGCUUACGUUUAAUAGUAUAUUAACUGAAAAAGAAAACAAAAAGAAAAGAAAAAAAAAAAAAAAGAAUAAAAAAGCCUAUAUUA
Vespa velutina is the source of this 2291-nucleotide messenger RNA. It is a transcript of the gene Ypel, whose product is annotated as protein yippee-like 1. The record is from RefSeq and is a predicted model, not a curated record. Lineage: Eukaryota; Metazoa; Arthropoda; Insecta; Hymenoptera; Vespidae. The transcript has 4 exons. Bases 198 to 560 code for a protein of 120 amino acids.